UCCGCCAGCGCGCGCCGCUAGAACCGGUGGCUUGCCGAUGCGUCGUCCACAGGUAGUCGCGGUUGCCAUGGCGGCGCGCCGUGUUGUUGUCAUCAGCAGCGGCGCUCGAGGUCUGCCCUCGCCAGUGCUGCCGACUCAGCGCCGCUGGAUGUGAGUGCGCGCCACGCGCGUGCAGCCACGAGCGUCCGAGCGACCGCAGCGCGCACCGGCCGGACGUGGUGUGUGUGUGUGAGUGUGUGUUCGCUCGACCGCCCGCCUCCGAGUGCGACGAGCCUAGGGCCCGCGAGCCGCGCGGGGCCCUAGCCGAGGCCCGACCCGAACCGCGGUUCCCCCCUGCCCCCCAUGGCCGCGUCGCGCAGUUUCCCGGCGCCCCGCUCCCGUCCCGGCGGGGGACGGCGCCCAUGAUCUGAAGCGCCCAGCCCCUCGCGCCAGCCGCACGCGGUGCGCGCGUUCGGCCUUUUCCUGGCCGCAAUCAUGAACUCGAACGUGGUGUACGCGAGCAUGUGUCACAACGGUGACGGCGCCACGGCGCCCUACGGCUCUCCGCAACAGCACUACGACCUCGCGGCCCAGGUGUACUUCCCGGCGGCGCCCGCCGAGAGCCCCUACGGCCCCAUCUCGUUCCCGGACCCGCGGACCCCUCCGCUGCACGGCGACCCGUCGCUGAGUCACCACCAGAUCAUCAACGACAACAACGGCCUCAGCUACACCAACCUGGACCAGCAGGCGGCCGCCGCGGCCGCGGCCGCCGGUUACCUGCACGGGGGACGCGGGGCCAACGGCGCGACCAUGGGCUACGGCUCCCCCGGCGGGGCCAGUCCGCGCCCGGCCCCGACGACGGCCACCACGGGCUUCCCGUACCGGGGGGCCACGAGCCUGGACUACUCGCACAUGGAGCCCGUGGCCGGCCACGGCGUGCACCACGCGGCCACCCCCGCCGACCACAUGGCAGACCGGGGCGCCAUGGGGGCCCCGGGCUACCCGCCUCCUUACCUCGAUCCGCUGGCGCUGCAGAGGAGGAACGGCUACGCCGGCUACGCCACUGCCGACGGCUACGACGCCGUGCGGGAGAGUUGCCAGCACAACGGCGCCGCGUACCAGGCGCACGGACUGUCGCGGACGGGACUUUCGCCGCCCAAGCCGGCGCCUGUGCCCACCUACAAAUGGAUGCAAGUGAAGCGGAACGUGCCCAAGCCCCUUCCAAAGCCGGACUACGGCUUCACGAGCGGCGCCAACCAGGGCGGGCCCAACGGCACGGGUCGGACCAACUUCACCACCAAGCAGCUGACGGAGCUGGAGAAGGAGUUCCACUUCAACAAGUACCUGACGCGAGCGCGGCGCAUCGAGAUCGCCACGGCGCUGCAGCUCAACGAGACCCAGGUCAAGAUCUGGUUCCAGAACCGCCGCAUGAAGCAGAAGAAGCGCAUGAAGGAAGGCCUCAUCCCGCCGGAGUCCUCGUCUGACGGGGCGCCGCCCGGCGCGUCGCCAGGAAAGCUGUCGCCGCCGUCGCCCCAACAGAAGGACAGCCAGUAGGACGAGGCGUCCCCCACCCACACUUACACGGAGACACAACGUGCGGCCAAACUGCUGCCUGCAUGCGAGUCCGUUCUAGGAGAACCAGCGCCGCCGGCCCGACCGCCGAGACGCUCGGAGCAGAGACGAAGAACUGCGGACGUCUAGAGGAACCCUUGGCGCGUGUCCUCGAGGAGGGAACCAGCCCCCAGACGUGCGACUGUGACCUCCAGGCGCCGUGAGUGUUCGCAAGCGCCGUCUGGGUCUCCGCCCAGUGCUCCUCGCUCGUCGGUCUGCGUGGGUGGUUUAUUUAUAAGUGCUGUGGCUGGCCUGGGCUGAGUUGCUUGACCUCUGCCGUGCGCGGCGGCGGGUGCUGUACGUGGGAGGUUUGCUGCUGCCGCUGUGGGUAAGGUUAGACACACUGGACGAGGGCGAAGCCCAAGCAAUCUUGGAAUCAGGAAAGGUUCCCCGAAUCGAGGAUAAUGUCUACAUUUGUUUUUUUUUUUUUUAAAUGGCAGGAUUCGUGGCGUACGGCUUUAAUCCCGUCCACACAGAUCUUCGGUAAACGUACAUUAGGUUUCUCAAUUCCGAAAACGCUCUAUUAAAUUAGAUUGGAGCGCACCGGUCGCGAUGAUCAGCUUUAGUGUGUUCCCGCUGCAAGAACAUAUUCAUGUAUGUCGACGUUUUCAUUCCGUGUCGUCUUUGUAAGCUGCUUUAGCACCCACAAGUUGCAAACGAACGUAAGCUACAAUAUCUCACAUUGCUCGCCAGGCGUAAACUACGUUAGUCAGCAGAAUUACAUUAAUCCUUAGCGUCGAACGCCCCUAUCUGAAGGUCUAAAAUGAGCAAACAUAGAUAGGAAAAAAAGAGACACCUAAGAAUACACGCACCUCUCAAUGCCAUAUUAGGAUAAAUGAGUAUUCUGCGAAUCAUGGAUAAAGAGGUAGAUAAACGAUAAAAAAGGCGUAGUCUGAUUUAUGUUAUACCCGAUCAGGCAGCUAGCUGCCUUUCCCCACGAAUAGCCCCGCCGCUCUUCACGCGAGGACAGACGACCCAGCCGUGAGAACGCCGCCCCAGGACUCGAGCCCUGCUCAAAAACCACAAGCAGGGAUUACUGCUCAUCAAAGUGCAAUGCCUUUCUCUCUUGUUCCCUCGACAAUACAGAGAAGAAACUGCAGCACCUCUCUCUCUCAUUUGUGCAUACAUGGACAAAGGAUGAACACGACGUGGAACUUUCUCUGUGGCAUAGAAAGUCCUCGAAACACAAACUCCCAGUGAUGAUGACCGUGCGCGCAUACUGUGAUCCGUCGGAAAGAGUUUUCUCUGUCUCUUUUUUUUUUCUCGUCUUUUAUCCCUUUUCGAAUGCAUGCUUUUUGCCGUGGCAACGUCCUUGGCGAAUGCCCCUUUCGCGCUUGGCGCCUUCCGAAGACGAACGUAUUUUUGUUGGCGUGUAUGUCCGUGUCCAUCACGUCAUUUCUUGCACAUCUGGAAGAAACGAGUGUCUUGUUUUACACGCUAGGCGGCAUUGCAUCUUUGUUGUCGCCUCUCUGAACAGGGUAUCUACACGAACAUAGGCUAUAUGUCGAAGACAAGAAUUGCUUUCUUUUUACUUCUUUUAUCAUAACCAGAACAAAAUGUGAGGAACAGCGGAAGAAAUUCUGUUAGGCAGAAUUUUUGUAGCCUUAAUGUUGUACAAACAAAUCAGCCAGCGGAAUAUCCAGGGAUAAUAAAUAUGACGCUAAUAAUAAUUCAAACCUAACCCACUUUUUGUUUUGUUUUGUUUUGCAAUAGACAUUUUUUUUUUUUUUGUUCCCACCAUUGGUCAUUUGGUGAAACCAGUUCUUUGGCCCCAAAACUUGGAUGCGUAUCAUGCCGUGUUUAACAGGGUGACAGCGUCCUAUGAGGUUCAACAGUACGCACUAAUCAUUAUUUAAAACCGAUUAGAUUAUUCUGUGAGCCUGGAUUUAUCGUCAUGCGCUCAACACAGUAGAUUCGUAUUUAAAGCCGUUUAGUCAGUCAACCAUACUUUCAACUUGGAAGUCUUUACCAGUGCACGGAACUGUCGCGCGAAAUGUUAUGAAUAGCGUGUUCAAAGCAUACGUUCUUCCCAAUUGAGGCAUGUGAGUCGUUCUGUUACCUAGGCAGCCGAAAGUAGUACCAUGGCUCGAUCUACGAACAAUAAAACAAUCUUCUUUUUUUUUUUUAUGAGGAAUUAAGGGCAAACGUUUUACGGAAAGGGCAGUGACUGCUAACCAAUAGAUGGGACUAAGGGGCUUAUUAAUGUAUAUAAACCAGCUAUUUAUGAAGCAAACCGACCCCGGAUCUUCCAAACAAGACGUACAAGAAGAGAGGGGUACCUGUUAUACACACAAAAUAAUAACUGCCUCGGUACUGCGCUACACAACUGUAGAUGAAAGAAGACAUCCCUCAAUUCAAUUUUCGAAUGCGAAGCGCCAACAACAGCAAAGUUUAAAAUUAGUUGCGAUAAUUUGGAUCAUAAAGUUAUGAGGUAACGACCUAACAAAGUAGGAAUUUCUAGUUUUACCUCACUGCCUUGAAAGUUAAAGUGACCAAAACAGCUAUGAACGCUACUUACUGACAUUAAUUUACGAUUCAAUAUGGCCGUGACACAGACAAUACCGAUGCACACAUGCGAUGUAGCGCUGUCAACCCAAGAUGCAGCUUGCGUCAGAAACGCACCGAAUUUGAACGGUAUAUGCACAUGAGCAGAAUUUAACAUUAAUACGAAGUCACCUUACAUUAGAGUCGUAGUAGAGUACAUUCUGAGGCAUAUGCAGUAUUUUUCCGUGUGUGGUGCUCGCUGGCUUCGAAUACGCGAUGCUAAGGGUUUGAGACGACUGACGUCCACUACGCGGUAGACAGCAGUUCUCUCUGGAAUGAUUUGAAAUUUUUUUUAAGAAAAACUUUGGAAUUAUUGAAAUUAUAAUGCUGCCCGAAACUACAAUAAAUGCACUGACUUUGAGUGUAGUGGAAGCAUCCGCUCCGUAUAUUCGCGGGUGAGGAACAAACAAAACCCAAUAAAACACUCAAUGUUAGUUUCGACGGGAUUUCCGCUGUCAGGGAGACGCGCAGUACACACGGAAAAACACUGAAUAUUUUUUUUUUCUUAACCUGAAACCCGGAGCAGGUCUCAAAACGUUGCUUCAAGUAUGAUUGUCACGAUUCCGCACAUACUUCUAAAAAUAGGAAUCACAGAGCCUAUAUUUUUGCGACUGCAAAUAAUUUACUUUUUCCGAAAGCAAAGAAGAAAAAAAAAGUGUAUAUGUUGCUCAGUGUAAAUAGCUGUUCUUUCUCCAGAAUCGUGCACGAUCUUUAUAGAUAGAAAAAUGAUUCGAUGGCAAGAUAUUGUUCUCGAACCAGCGAACUUGCACGCGAAUACACGACGUACCAAUCGGAGAAAUCAGGGUCAUGGAGCAUGCGAACGGGCAUAUUUUGUGUCGUUCGGUGCUCCAGUCAUUCUCUAAAUAUAUAUAUAUAUAUAUAUAUAAAUAUAUAAAUAUAUGAAAUAUAUAUAUGUGAGCGCAGAACCGAAUUAUGUACAGCUUUUACGAAGCUCCGUGUACAGUUUCUACCGCCCCUCCAUACCCACGUCAACUCCCUGCCCGUUCAAACUCCUCGACGUCGAACAACCCUCCCUUUUCUGUCCUCAAUCAAAACCACGUGUGCACGCCACCCGCGGGGCCUCGCAAAUGAACAGGGUAUUUCCUUGGGCCUCGACUCGUGCACAUUUUUUUUUUUUUGCUUUGAGUGUUUAAAUGUCCCGCCCUCAUUUUCCAGGUGCCUCAACAACAGACUUUACCGAGAUAUUUUCAGCAGGAUGUCCGCCAAUUUGGCUAAGCUGUUUUCCUUUUCUUUGUUUUGAAACUGUGGCCGUUCACCUUUUUCCUCCCCGCCGUCUGUCACGAGCACUUUCUCGUUUUAACUUAUUACGUUCCCAAUAGGGAGUUCUUUGGUUCUGUAGACCAACCGAAUAAAAAGUUGAAACUCGAA
Ixodes scapularis (black-legged tick) is the source of this 5523-nucleotide messenger RNA. Its product is annotated as homeobox protein Hox-D1. Gene Ontology annotation, molecular function: DNA-binding transcription factor activity, RNA polymerase II-specific; RNA polymerase II cis-regulatory region sequence-specific DNA binding. The transcript has 2 exons. The record is from RefSeq and is a predicted model, not a curated record. NCBI's taxonomy places the organism in Eukaryota, Metazoa, Arthropoda, Arachnida, Ixodida, Ixodidae. Gene Ontology annotation, cellular component: nucleus. The coding region runs from base 475 to 1533 and encodes 352 amino acids. Gene Ontology annotation, biological process: regulation of transcription by RNA polymerase II.